CGAUUGGUUGGCCACGUAGCCAGUGCCAAAACAGUUCAUCCGAAAUUAGCGAGAAGGCUAGUUUUUUCCCACCUCGAAGCUAGUUCUCAAACUCCUGCUACUACCUAAACAAAGAAGCAAAAUGUGUCUUUUACCAUUUUUGAAAAAUACUUUAUAAACAUGGAAGGGUAUUGGUGAUGUCAGUGGACAGCGCCAUCACAGGAGGAUAGUUAGCGUUUCCCCUUCUGUCCUGGUGUCCACGAUUGCCCCAGCCGCCAUGGCCGACUCCACAGUAGUCAGCGACCAGCAGCGGUCUGGGACGGUGCAAACCGAUCCUUCCAGAGGACCAUACAUUGCAGUGAUCACCAACAGAAGCACCACCCUGGUGAUCCGUGGGUUCAUGCUGUUCUCUAUAGGAGUUUUCCUGGCUCUGGUGCUCAACCUGCUGCAGGUACAGAGGAACGUCACUCUGUUCCCGCCUGAUGUCAUUAGUAGCAUCUUCUCAUCAGCCUGGUGGGUGCCGCCCUGCUGUGGGACCGCCUCAGCAAUAAUCGGUCUGUUGUAUCCAUGCAUUGACUGCCGGCUCGGCGAGCCCCACAAGUUCAAGCGGGAGUGGUCCAGUGUGAUGCGCUGUGUGGCCGUGUUCGUGGGCAUCAACCAUGCCAGUGCUAAAGUGGACUUUGCGAACAACGUGCAGCUGUCCCUGACGCUGGCGGCCCUGUCCAUCGGCCUGUGGUGGACAUUUGACCGGUCUCGCUCUGGCUUUGGCCUGGGGGUGGUCAUCGCCCUGCUGGCCACACUAUCCACUCAGCUCCUGGUCUACAACGGAGUCUUUCAGUAUACCUCUCCAGAUUUUCUGUACAUUCGCUCCUGGUUACCUUGCAUCUUCUUCGCUGGUGUGAUAACCAUGGGAAAAGGACGACAGCUAGCCCUGUACGAAUGCAAACUUAUGUCAGAAAAGACUCAUCAAGACUGAGAGAAAUUCUGGCUAUAUCAAACUUUUGCACAAACGUACAUUUUCGUAGCAACAAAAAGCCAAAAGGGGAUGGUAUAGGACAUCUGUAUGCAGCGUUGAUGGAGAUUGGUCAACGUUGGAGGAGGCGGAGCAGUCAUCC
Messenger RNA from Oncorhynchus gorbuscha (pink salmon), 1094 nucleotides. RefSeq names its product insulin induced gene 2 (gene insig2). Lineage: Eukaryota; Metazoa; Chordata; Actinopteri; Salmoniformes; Salmonidae. Gene Ontology annotation, biological process: cellular response to insulin stimulus; SREBP-SCAP complex retention in endoplasmic reticulum; cholesterol biosynthetic process. The record is from RefSeq and is a predicted model, not a curated record. Gene Ontology annotation, cellular component: endoplasmic reticulum; SREBP-SCAP-Insig complex.